AUGGAUACUGCCAUGUCGUUUAGGGUGGUUCGUAGUUCAAAAUUCCGCCAUGUUUAUGGCCAAGCCUUAAAAAGAGAACAGUGUUAUGAUAACAUAAGAGUGUCUAAAAGUUCUUGGGAUUCAACAUUUUGUGCAGUGAACCCAAAAUUCUUGGCGAUCAUUGUCGAGUCAGCCGGUGGCGGUGCUUUCAUAGUCCUACCUCAUAAUAAGGUGGGCCGCAUCCCUGCCGACCAUCCACUAGUGGGCGGACACAAAGGUCCGGUGCUGGAUAUCGCGUGGUGUCCGCACAACGACAAUGUCAUCGCCAGCGGCUCCGAAGAUUGUGUCGUCAAGGUGUGGCAGAUCCCAGAUGGUGGUAUAUCCCGAACGUUGACCGAGCCAGUGGUCGAUCUAGUGUACCACCAGCGCCGUGUGGGCCUCGUGCUGUGGCAUCCCACCGCACAAAACGUCCUCCUGACGGCGGGCUCCGACAACCAGAUUGCGAUAUGGAACGUGGGCACCGGAGAGGUUCUCAUCAGUUUGGACUGUCACCCGGACCUCAUUUACUCGGCUUGCUGGAACUGGACUGGCAGUAAGCUGGUCACCACUUGUCGGGAUAAGAAAAUCAGAAUCAUAGAUCCGCGCAAAGGAGAAGUCGAGUCGGAGGCGAUAGCCCACGAAGGAAGCAAAGCGUCCCGAGCGAUAUUCCUCAAACACGGCCUCGUUUUUACUACUGGUUUCAGCCGCAUGUCCGAGCGCCAGUACACGCUGCGCACGCCCGACGCCCUCAGCGAGCCCAUCGUGUCCGUGGAGAUCGACACGAGCAACGGCGUCAUGUUCCCACUCUACGACCCCGACACCAACCUCAUCUACCUCUGCGGCAAGGGCGACUCCGUCAUCAGAUACUUCGAGGUCACACCUGAGCCACCCUUCGUCCACUACAUCAACACCUUCCAGACACCGGACCCUCAAAGAGGUAUCGGCAUGAUGCCGAAACGCGGUUGCGACGUCGCGACGUGUGAAAUCGCCAAGUUUUAUAGGCUGAAUAAUUCUGGACUCUGCCAAGUAGUAUCGAUGACUGUGCCUCGUAAAUCGGAACUGUUCCAAGAAGACUUGUACCCUGACACCCUUUCUGAUGAAGCGAGCUUAACAGCAGACGAAUGGCUCGCCGGAGAAGAUGCAGAGCCCUGCACUAUGUCACUGAAGGAACGCGCGCUUGUCGUCCAGGGGGGGUACGUGAGCGGCCGAGCUCAGCAGCUGACGGUCACCAAGCGGACCAACGCUCUCGCCACCGGCAAGGACAGGGAAAAGGAAAGGGAACGAGAGCGGAGACGCGACGAAGAGGACAAGGAUAACAGGUCGCCGACACCGGCCGCCAGGGUGGACAGUCACGGCGGAACGCCCGCCUCGGCUACCCCUCCGCCGGCAUUGAACGCUCUGGUUGAGAAGCAACUGUCCGAUCUGGUCGACGAGAUCCGAAAACUGAAGUCGGUGAUCGUGAAGCAGGAGAACCGCAUUCGCGCGCUGGAGGCCACGGUCAAGUCCCUCAUUCCGCCGACGCCCGCGCCCCCCGCGGACCAGCCGGACCACAACCACGAGGAGAACAUGGCGCCCGACGAAGUGUGA
This is a messenger RNA of Leptosia nina, 1605 nucleotides long. NCBI's taxonomy places the organism in Eukaryota, Metazoa, Arthropoda, Insecta, Lepidoptera, Pieridae. The record is from the annotation of a GenBank genome assembly.